AUGAGAACCACUGAAUAUACAUAUAAUAAAUACAAUAUAUUGGCGGGAUAAGAUUUAAAAGAAAUAAUUAAUUUGAAAAAAAAUUUUUUACAAAUAUGGAGAUGUGUGAUGUUUUACAGAACGUUAUUAAUAAUGAAAAAGAUUUAGAAGAAAAGCAAGUACCUGUAAGUGAAGUGAAAAACAGAUUAAAAAAACAAAUAGAACAAUUGAAAUCUAUAAUUUUACAAAUUGAGUGGAGUUUGGAUAUAUUAAAAUUUAAAAAUACUAAAUGUAUUUUUCGUUCAAAUCUUGCUAAUAAUUUAAGUGACAAUAAAAUUCCAAAUGUCAAUUUACAAUUGAAAUCUGAAUUAUAUAGAUAUUCUGGUUUUUACUGUGUCAAGUUUUCAGAAGAAGAAUAUAUAUUUAAUUUUUCACCUUUAAAUAAGUAUGACAGAAAAAAUAUUUUUGCUGUACAAAUAUUAAAUGAUCAAAAAAAAGGAAUUUUAGGAAAAUGGAUAAUGCCAAUGAGUAUUGAUUUAAAUGAUUUAACAUCUGAUUUUCCUAUCACUGAGUUAAGAAAAAUACCACAUUUCUUAAAAAUUUGUAAACAACAUAUAGAUUCUUAUUUUAUACGACAAACACAAUAUAAUGCAUUGAUGGAUAUUGUUUCUCACACGAAAAAUAGUAAUUUACAAUCUAAUUUAGGAUAUACACAAAUUAGCUUAGAACUGAUGGGCCUAUAUUAUAAAAAUACUGAUUCAUACAUAAAUAUAAUUAUAUAUCUCUUAUAUAAUAUCAGUGAAGCUAGACCACAUAAAAUUGAAGUAAAUUCAAUAACACAAGAUGAAUUAGACCAAAAUAUAAAAAAGCAUUUACAAAAAUCUUUGGUAUGUUUUAAACAAUUUGAUUUGCAUAAAGCAUUUGAGAAUAUGUUAAAUUUGGAAGCAUUUAAAUGGACAAAAGAAAAUACUGAAGACAGUCCAUUGGAAGUUAAUAAUUUAAGUAAUUCAGAUGAAGAAGGAUUUUUAGGCAUAUAUUCAAUUACACAAAAGAAAUCUUUGAUACAUAAAAGAAGAAAAAAGAGAAAAAAACAAAUAGAGGAAGAAAAUUUCAAUAACAUUUUAAAUUUAUAUAAAAAAAGUAAAGAAAAUCCUAUUCAAAAUAAAGAGCAAAUAUCACAAAAUAUUAAACAACGAAAUAUCGAUGUCAUAAAAUUGACACCAAAAUUAACUCACUUUAAAGAAAAAAGAUUAAAACAGACAAAAUUGAAAUUUCAUUUGAAUAAUUCAGAAAAUGAAUCUUCUGAUACAAUUGCAUUUAAACAUAUAAAUAAAAAACUAAUUAAACCAUUAACUAGUACUCCAAUACAUCAAAAUAAACAAAAUUCUUCUGACUCCAUCACAUCAACUAGUAUUAGUGAUAUUACAAUAACUAAAAAUAAUUCAGAUAUUGAUAGAAAAUGAAAGAAAUCGAUUUUAAAAUACACUUAGAAAAUUAUUGA
Molecule: messenger RNA, 1480 nt
Organism: Apis florea (little honeybee)
Lineage: Eukaryota; Metazoa; Arthropoda; Insecta; Hymenoptera; Apidae
Source: RefSeq, a predicted model, not a curated record